This is a messenger RNA of Soboliphyme baturini, 1239 nucleotides long. The record is from the annotation of a GenBank genome assembly. NCBI's taxonomy places the organism in Eukaryota, Metazoa, Nematoda, Enoplea, Dioctophymatida, Soboliphymatidae.
AUGAUGGAAAAUCUGUUUUGGUCUUUCGAUCAGGCAGACUCGUCAGAGAAUAUGUUCGUGAUGAAGGGUAUCAUGCGUUGUUUGCUGAUCUGUUCUGACGACGUGGAACCAUAUGCGAGUGACAUUUUGACCAAGCUAGCACAGAAGCUAGUGGACGUGUCGAAAAAUCCGAGCAGACCGCAUUUCAAUCACUACCUCUUAGAGUCGAUCUGCGUGCUGAUCCACGGAGUCUCAAAAAAUGCGAAGAUACAAAUCCCAGUUUUCGAAAAAAUACUGUUUCCAAUAUUUCAAGAAAUUCUGCGAACGAAUGUUGCAGAGUUCAUGCCUUAUGUUUUUCAGGUGCUUGCACUGACUCUCGACUUGAGACCCGUUGGCUACGGUAUUCCAGAGCCUUACGCCAACCUCUAUAACUUUCUUCUUUCCCCUGUUUUGUGGGAAAGCAGAGGAAAUAUCCCGGCACUUGUUAGGCUUUUAAGGUCUUACCUGAAAGUUGGCUGCGAACGGGUUUCGAGCGAACAGGAUUUGAUGGCACUUUUGGGCGUAUUUCAGAAGCUUGUAGCAUCGAAGCUGAGCGACGGCGACGCCUUCUACAUGCUAAACAGUCUAGUCGAAUACUUGCCAUAUGAUAAAUUGCAACCGUACAUGAAAAAUAUAUUCAUUUUACUGUUUACACGUUUGCAGAACUUGAAAACAUUGAAAUACGUGAAAAGUUUCAUCGUUUUCACGUGCUUGUUUUGCAUCAAGUUUGGUGCCGCGAAACUGAUCGAAAUCGUCGAUAAUAUUCAAAAUGGAAUAUUUGGCAUGUUGCUCGAAAAGGUCAUAUUAACGGAUAUUGACAAGGUUAGUACGCCGAUGGACAAGAAGAUCUGCGCUAUUGGUCUCGUCAAGUUGCUGACAGAUAAUUUGGAGCCACUGGUCACUGGCCGAUACAAAAUGUACUGGCCUUUGCUGCUCGAAAGCGAAAUCAACUUGUUCACUCAGAAAGGAACUUAUGACGAACCCGAAGAAGUCGCCGACACUUUUAACUUUGACGCUACCUUUAGCAAGUUAACUUACGCCGCGCCAGAAAAUCAUGAUCCAACUCAUGUCAACAAUGCUGAAGGCUUUAUAGUUUCUGCGUUACAAACGUUUCAUGCUUCAAACCCCGGGUUUUUGUCAUCUGUGGUAUCUAAUCUACAGGGAGAUAAAAAAGCUAAUCUGUCGCAGCUGUUGAAUAAUAUCGGUAUUAAGGUGCUGUAG